UAGGUGGCAUGCUGUUGCUGCAUGGACAUGGGAUGCUCAGGAUGAAACAUGUGGCAUUUGGAGGAUGGCAUUUGAUGGUUGUUGUCCUGAUUGUAAGCUCCCUGGGGAUGAUUGCCCACUAAAAGUGGCUCGAAUGUUGUCUGUAUCCACAUAUGGUCAUGCCUUUUUUCAAGCGUAAUUAAUUUGAGAUCUGUGGUGCUUGCGGUGAUCUGUGCUCAAAUAUCUCAUUGUGUUAUGGUAUAUUGUAUCAAUUGAUUAUUAAUUUUCAAGCAUCAAGAUUUGGGUUUUCUUUCUUUUCUCCUACUAAAUACCUAAAAUAUGAUUCAGAUAAAUAUGCCGACAUGUUAUAAAAUCACAACUACCAUGAUAUGUUUCCCAACAAACUGUGAUAUCCUAUAUUUUGGGGACUGGAAGAAUAGAUUUAUGAUAAAAAUAAAAAAUAAAAAAAAGGCCAACUAAAUUACUUAUUACUCAAGCAGUUUGUCUCUUUUUUUUUCCCUUUUUUUUUGCGGUUUAACCUUUAUUCUGUGUUGAACCUAAAGAGUGAGGCAUUAAGGGAUUCCAGAUCUAAGAUUCAAUAGCAACUUCUAGUUUCAAUAGUACAGGACAAAUGCCAGUGGGUAGCUUAAUACGUUUCAAUGGUAGACUCUAAACUCUAGUCUGAUGUAGGACAAAGAAAGGGAGAGUGAGGGUGGUUAUGCUUAGAAAGUUAAAUAAUUAGAAAUAGAGUAGUUUUAGAAGAAAGAUACCUAUAGCUGCUCUAGUUUCAGAGAACAUGGGUAAUAGAGGAAAAUGGUGGAGAGGAGAUACCAAGGCAUCCAGCCUUCAAUAACACUCAAUUUUUGUUCAUUCCAAUCUGAUUUGGCUUACAAGAGACAGCCUUAUUUUAAGCUUCGGUUACAUCUGCCUUAGACUCCUAAAACACCAAAAUACUUUAGUAGCGGCAUCAUAUAUACAUAUUUGCUUGACUGGUUUAUGUUUUACAUGCUAGAUGUCUGAUUAUGUUUGUUUAUUGCUAUAUUUGUGUUUCUCAUCAACUUUAGUCCAAGGUUGAAGUCUUUCAACUAGGUUUCCUAAGCUAGUAAUGCUUUAUGAGCGAGUUUUCUGGUGCUGAAGGCUCCAAAAGCUCCUUGCACAUGAAAUUAGACAUCAGAAACCGCAUGAAAUGAUAACAACAUAAGAUCCUAUGUUAACCCCCGCCUGAUUGUACGCCUUCAACACCUGAUUUUUUUAGGUCAAACUAAUGGCUUUCUUACUGAAUGAUCUCAAAUGGUUUGAGUAUUUGAACAAUCUGAAAAGCAGUGGCUUUCCUCAUGUUCAGUUCAGUAGUAAUAUGCACUAUCUUCCUUUUGUUUAUCCUAUUUUGUAAUUAUAACUUUGAGCUACUAAACAUUCUGGGAGGUAGUCUUCAUCACCUGACUUCCUUGGGUCAAAUUGACAAGCUCUCCUACUGAAAGGCCAAUGUUAGAGAAAUGUCUAAAAAAAAUGGCCUAGUUUCUCUACAAGAAAAACUUCUUUCCAAAAUCCUGAUGGCAAAAAUAGAAAAUAUAGAGGAUGAAUACACAGGAGCUGCUAUGGUAGAAAGGCGGUUGUGUAUAAUAAAGGUGCUUGUUGUUAUUGAUGAUGUGGAUGAGUUGACACAAUUAGGGAAAUUGGCUGGAAGUCGCAGCUGGUUUGGUCCAGGGACUAGAAUUAUCAUAACCACCACAGAUAAUCAGUUGUUAAAGGCACAUGAUGUUGAUGCUACAUACAAGGCUAAUGGGUUAAACUGUGGUGAAGCACUUCAACUUUUGAGUUUGAAGGCUUUUAAGAGAUGUCCCCCACCAGAAGAUUAUUUGGAUCUGUGCUACCAUAUUUUAGGGUAUGCUAAGGGGCUUCUGUUGGCUCUCGUGGUUUUAGGUUCUUUUCUGUUUGGUAGAAGCGCUGAUGAAUGGGCAAGUGCAAUAGAUAGGCUAAAGAACACACCCCAUAAACAUAUUAUUGAGGUGCUUCGGAUUAGUUUUGAUGGACUGGAUGAAAAAGACAAAGAAAUAUUCCUACAUAUCGCUUGCUUUUACAAGGGGAAGGAUAAGGAUCGUGUGACAAAUACUAGACUAUUGCCAGCUAAACCCUGUCAUUGGUUUAAGUGUUCUUGCUGAUAGAUCUCUCAUAACUAUCUCGAACAACGAACUGUUGAUGCAUGAUUUGCUACAAGAAACGGGCUGGGAAAUUGUUCGUGAGCAGUCUUCUAAAGAGCCAGGCAAACGUAGUAGAUUAUGGUCUCAUGAAGAGAUCAACGAUGUGCUGACGAGAAAUACGGGAACAGAUUCAAUCCAAGGCAUGGUAAUGGAGUUGACUAAAUUACAAGUGGCUCAUUGGAAGCCAGAAGCCUUUUCAAAUUUGUCUCAACUUAGUCUUCUCCAUAUUCGUAAUGUGGACCUUCCAAAAGGCCUCACUUGUCUUUCUAAUUCCUUGAGACUCCUCGAAUGGACUGGGUGUCCCUUAAGAUCUCUCCCAAAAAAAUUUAAAGCACGUGAACUUAUUGAACUUAAUUUGUGCCACAGCAACAUUAAACAGCUUUGGAAGGGAACAAAGAAUUUCGACAAGUUGAAGUUCAUCAAACUCUGCCAUUCUCAAAACAUUGUGGAGGCCCCAGACUUCGCAGGUGUUCAGAAUCUUGAGACUUUAGAUCUUGUAGGAUGUUCUCAUUUGGUAAGAAUCCAUCAAUCCCUUGGAUUUCUCAAAAAGCUUAUUUUCCUGAAUCUUAAAGACUGCAAAAGUCUCAAGAGUCUGCCAAGUAGAAUUGAAAUGGAAUCUCUUGAAACAUUGAUUCUUUCUAACUGCUCAAAACUUAAGAAGAUUCCCAAGUUUGUUGGAAAUAUGGAACGUUUGUCGGUGCUUUAUCUUGAUGGGACUGCCAUUAAGGAAGUGCCUGUUUCAAUCAAACAGCUGAGCGGCCUUGUGUCAUUGAAUCUAAGCAACUGCAGAAAUCUUGUUCGUCUCCCAAGCACCAUCAAUAAAUUGAAGUCUGUUGAAAAUCUUAAUCUUUCUGGAUGCUUGAAACUCGGCAAACAUCCGGUAAUGGGGGAGAUGGACUGUUUUGAGGAAAUUGAUGUGAAUAAUGGGUCUGCAAUAGAAUCAUCAGCUACGCAUGAUCUCAUAAGAUAUGUGAGAGGUUCCAUCUUUCAUGGAUGCGAGUUAGUUUGUGGAUCUUUACAUAAGUUCUUGCCUUCUGGAUUGGUGCAAAAAGUGCUGCAGAAAGUGAAUAAUGAGCCAAUGAGUUUCCGCUUGCCUAUAUCUGGUCUGUGUAAUUUAACAUAUCUGAACCUGAGUAACUGCAAUCUUGGUGAAGAAGCGUUUGCCAACGAAUUUGGUCACUUUCCCUCUUUGGUGACCUUGAAUCUAAGUGGAAACAAUUUUGUUCGUCUUCCUUCCAGCAUUGGAUUGCUUUCUAAGCUUGAGAACUUUAACUUGGAGAAUUGCAAGAGACUUCAAGAGUUGGCAGACCUUCCAUCAAAUAGUAUACUGGAUUUAAGGGCAGAUGGUUGUACUUCACUGAAAUACUUGUUUGAUGCAUCAAAUUUGAACAGAUUAAACAAAUCAUAUUUCAAUUUCAUCAAUUGCUUCAAUCUAAAUGGCAAUCAAGGAUGCAGUAACAUAGCAUUUGAAAUGCUGAAGACAUUCAUGUAUCAGGGAAUCUGUAAUAAGAGGGAAACUUUUCAAAUUGUAAUUCCUGGAAGUAAUAUUCAUGAGUGGUUCAGCCAUCAGUGUUGGGUGUUCAUUAAGUGUAGCUCUACCUGCACAUUGGAAUAAGAGUCAGUUUUUGGGAUUUGCUUUGUGUGUUGUUUUUAUACUCCAUGAGCACCAUCCGGUGGAUGAGCUUUAUAUAAAUGAAUUCAAGACUUUUAAUGCGACGCAUCAUCUUGUAUGUUGCCUGAAGCUCGAUGGAAGAGAAUUGGAAGUGUAUGGCAGACAGCCUGCAUUUCGCUUUAGUGAGGAAUUUUGCCAGGUUGAAUCAGAUCACCUGUGGCUAUUCUAUGUAUCUUGUGAUAAAUACUUUGGUACAGAGUGGUGGCAUAGUAGUUGCAGUCAGCUUGAGUUCUUAUUUGAAACCAGAGGGCUGGGUCUGAAGGUGAAGGAGUGUGGAGUUCGUCUGAUAUAUGAGCAAGAUGUGCAAGAGUUGAACCAAACAACCACUCAAUCAAGCAGUUGAGUGUCUCCAUAUGAGGAUAUAUUGAUUGGUUUUGACAUUCCAGUUGCAGGGGAAACCAGCGGCACUGGUAGCAGAACUUGCACGCUUGAAGAAUUGUAGGACUGGCAGAAAUAUUGGGGAUCCACCACUGGCCACUCUGAAAGACCACAAUUAAGGACUUUCUGAUCCCAUGGUUGGAAAUGAGUUGCAGAUCAUGAAUGGCCAAUGCCUGCUCUUCUCUCAUUUAAAUUUCUGCAGUGAUUACUUUCUGGAGCUCUCUUGCCUUCAUCUUUUACAGUUAGGUGCAAGGUAUUCCAUUUGAUAUAGAUAGCAAGGUUCGAGGCAGUACAUAAGUAUAAAGGUUACUUGAACUUUCCUUGAGUUGUGCGAAAAUCAUGAUUCUCUCUGUACCAGAAAACCGUUUACAGCGGUGAACAACUACAUUCCGCCGAUAUUCAUGAUUCUCUGCAGUUCCAGCUUCAGUAGAAGUUGAAGUCAUUUAUGGGUUCAUUUCAAGUAGCGAGGAAUCCAACUGCACUAACUACAAAUAUGCUGAUGAUGUUGACCGGGAUACUGAUGAUGAGCUUGAGAUGGAAAACUUCACUUUAUCUUCUUCAGCUAAUCCAGGCUCUGGGGAGGCUAGCUCAUCAUCAGGACCUUCCCAAACCAAGGUUUCUGAUCAUUUUAUCAGCAUGGGAUUUUCUCAUAAUAUGGUUGCCAAAGCCAUCCAAGAACAUGGCUCUUGAAAGUAGUCCUCCGGAGCAACAUUCUCUUCCAGAGCUGCAUUCUCCUCCAGAACAGUGCUGUCCUCAAGAACAGCAACUAGUUGACUCGGAUCUCUUUUCUUCAGAUUAUGAUGGGAGCUUUCUAGACAGUCUUUCAUACCUCUAUAGCUCUGAUGAUGAGGUAACCAUCGAUUGUACAUCUGAGGCAGAGACAAAACUUAUGUCCUCGGUUAAAAUGGGGUACAAUGAAUUGGACUAUAGGAGGCUUCAAUGGCAAUAGAGAGAUGCGGUAUUGACUCGUCACUUGUUGAUUUGACUGAUUUCAUAUCAGCUGCUCAAAUUUCAAAGGCAGAAGAUGGCCAUCUUCCCCUUGAAGAGAUGCGUACACAUCUGCGGAGUGAGUAUCCUGAGAAGAAUAAAUGGAAACUCUGUGAAUCUUCAUUGCUGAAAAGGAAAAGGAUUACGGGACAUGGAAACCAGAUCAUAGGGGAAGAUGCUGGUGCAAUUCAUCUCCCAAAUCCAAUGAAUGGGUUUGGGACUCCAGCUGAACUCUGUCAAAUCCACAGAAGUCUUCCAAAGGCGGCCACAGGACCUCCUUAGUUUUACUAUGAGAAUGUGGCAUUGACUCCUAAAGGAGUUUGGAGCACAAUAUCCUGCUUUUUGUAUGACUUGAAGCCUGAGUUUGUUGAUUCAGUUUUUGUGCUGCUGCAAGAAAAAGGGGUUAUGUUCACAAUUUUCCAAUCAAAAACAGAUUUCCUCUCGUUUCCCUUCCACCACAAACUAUAUUUGAUGCAUUUACCAUGACAAGGAGGUGGGUGGUGGCCUACUUAGGAUGAUCGGACAAAAAGCUAAAUUGCUUACAGGCUUGCAUUGCUAGUGCAACAAUUACUGAGAGGAUCCUGAAGGCUCUCAAAGACUGUGACGAAGAUGAAAUGCCACCUGAAAGUGUCCGUGGCUAUGUUCUUUAUGAAUGCCGCAAGUGGAAUCUUGUUUGGGUAGGAAAGAAAAAGGUGGCCCCACUUGAGCCUGAUCAAGUGGAAAUGCUUUUGGGGUUCCCAAGGGACCUGACAAGGGUAAUAAGCAGGACAGAUAGAUAUAAGUCACUCGGAAAUUCAUUCUAGAUUGAUACAGUGGCUUAUCACCUGUCAGUUUUGAAAGAUCGAUUUCCCAAUGGCAUCAAUGUCCUCUCUCUCUUCUCUGGGAUUGGUGGUGCAGAGAUAGCUCUUUACCGGCUUGGUAUCCCGAUGAAGAAUGUUAUGUCAGUGGAGAUUUCAGAGGUGGGCAGAAAUAUUUGUGAGGUGUUGGUGGGAGCAGACAAACCAGAGAGGGAACUUGUAUCACCUUGCUGAUGUGCAAGAGUUGAAUGCUGACUGCUUAGAGCAUUAUAUCAGUUCCUUUGGUGGGUUUGAUCUAGUGAUUUGUGGCGGUCCAUGUAACAAUCUUGCAGGUAGCAACAGGCACCAUCGGGAUGGGCUUGAGGGUAAAGAAUCUUCUCUUUUUUAUGACCCUUUUUGUAUAUUGGAUUUGGUCAAGGGUAUUAUGGCAAGAUACAAUUGAGUGUAUAUAUAACCCUUCAUUGAAUAGAAUGAACCAUUGGAUCUCUUUGUUUCUGACUAUUGAUCUUGGACUACUCUUUUUUCCAAAUGAUUUAGAAAUAUGCAAAGUGGUUCUUGUUAACUCUUCAUUAUCCGUGUGCUUUUUCUUUCUUUUUUUUGUUCCAAUGGUUUUGUCAUGGGACCUGUUAAGCUUAUGUUGAAUCUCUGUGUUGUGUCCUGCUUCAAUUCAGAAACCAACUUGUGCUACA
This is a messenger RNA of Rosa rugosa (rugosa rose), 6700 nucleotides long. RefSeq names its product anaphase-promoting complex subunit 11-like. NCBI's taxonomy places the organism in Eukaryota, Viridiplantae, Streptophyta, Magnoliopsida, Rosales, Rosaceae. Gene Ontology annotation, biological process: defense response; anaphase-promoting complex-dependent catabolic process; protein ubiquitination. The coding region runs from base 2176 to 3792 and encodes 538 amino acids. Gene Ontology annotation, cellular component: anaphase-promoting complex; nucleus. The transcript is spliced from 13 exons. The record is from RefSeq and is a predicted model, not a curated record. Gene Ontology annotation, molecular function: cullin family protein binding; zinc ion binding; ubiquitin protein ligase activity.